Molecule: messenger RNA, 1479 nt
Organism: Neoarius graeffei (lesser salmon catfish)
Lineage: Eukaryota; Metazoa; Chordata; Actinopteri; Siluriformes; Ariidae
Gene: bin2a
Product: bridging integrator 2a
Exons: 12
Coding region: 1-1479 (492 amino acids)
Biological process (GO): plasma membrane tubulation; phagocytosis, engulfment; podosome assembly
Cellular component (GO): podosome; phagocytic cup; plasma membrane
Molecular function (GO): phospholipid binding; protein binding
Source: RefSeq, a predicted model, not a curated record
AUGGCUGAGAGAAAAAGUAGCACCAGUCUCCAUUCAAAGGGAGGUGCAGGAGAGUUCACCAGACAGGUCCAGAGAAAAUUCAGCCGUGCACAGGAGAAGGUUUUACAGAAGUUUGGUAAAUCUGAGGAGACAAGAGAUGCACAGUUUGAAACAUGUGUACAAAACCUCCAAGAUCAGCAGAGUGAUGGACACAGAAUAUACAAGGACCUUAAGGCAUACUUAAAUGCUGUGAGAGUGAUGCGAGAUGCAUCCAGUCGUCUUUUUCAGUCUCUGUUCGAUGCUUAUGAGCUUGGCUGGGAAGGAGCAGAGGACCUUGGGGCUGUUGUCGAGGGAGAAGACCUGCUAUGGAAUGAUUAUGAGGCAAAACUGCGAGAUCAGGCAUUACUCACAAUAGAAUCUUACAUGAGCCAGUUCCCAGAUAUGAGGGAAAGAAUUGCCAAACGAGGCAGAAAACUUGUGGACUAUGAUUUUACUCGCCAUCACCUGGAGUCACUGCAGAAUGCCAAAAAGAGAGAUGACAUCAAGAUAAAUAAGGCUCAGGAAGAGAUGAAAAUGACCAAAUCAAUCUUUGAGGACAUGAACAGGGAAUUGAAAGAGGAGUUGCCCAUUCUCUAUGAUAGUCGCAUUGGAUGUUAUGUAACAGUCUUCCAAGCUGUCUCAAACUUGAGAGAAAUCUUCUAUAAGGAAAUGUCUCAGAAUAACAAGGAUUUACAGAAUAUCAUGAUGAACCUAAAAGUCCAGCAUCCUGACAAGAACUUUGUGGUGAAGAACUUCAGCCGUGGGACACUGAAGAGGAGGUCACUAAAAGAUGCACUGUCUCCCAGAUCACUGAGAGCCAGCUUCUCUGAGCUCCACAUGAGCUACAGUUCUCGAGGUACUCUGAGGAGAGAACAUACUUCCAAUUUCAGGCCUGACAAGGCCCCAUAUGAGCCUAACAGCCCAGGGGUCCUGGCCAGUCCUGCUAGACCAAAGCCCCCAAAGAACACUAAUAGUGAGGUUAAGGAGACAGAUGCAAGUUCCACAAGUGAAGACAUCCCGGAAGCAGAGAAAACACCUUCCACUACACCUGCACCUGUAACAGAUAACACAAAGGCUUCUGAAAGUGUGCACAGCAUGACAAACAAAGAAGCAAAACAAGAGAAUGAAGGUACUGAAAGAGAAGCAAGGGAACCUCUGCCAGCCUCAGAGCAGGAUGGAGAAAGGAUGGGUUUAGAUCAGGAUGGUGACUUGUAUGCAGAGACUGGUGAUGAGAACAAGCUGGAUCUGAACAUAAAUCAUUCUGAAAGAGCUAAUACUCAGGCCUUACCCAGUGAAGAUCAUGAACACAACGUCCAUCUUGAGGAGCUAAAUGAAUCUGGCUCUGGAAUGGAACAUGGAAGAGACACAAAUUGCAAAGCAAAUGUAGAAGGACCUGGAGUCUCUUGCAAGGAAAAUGCCCUAAAGAAUCAAAUACAUGGAAUUAAGGAAGAAACAUUCUGA